AUGUAUGUCAUGUGCUUUUUUGAGGCCCUCCACAAUGACAGCGCCGACACGUCUGAUAGCAAAUGCGAGGCAUCGUCUUCGGAUUUGGAUCAGAAGAAAAUCAGUGAAUAUCAAUCAAACUUAGAAGACAUACUGACCUGGAUGUUGGGCGCUGAGGAGCAGUUGAGUAACUGUGAACCCGUAGCCAACAAUGACUUGGAGACUGUGAAACACCUGUUCCACGACAACGAGCUCUUCAUGAUUGAGUUGAGUCAUUACCAACAGAAGAUUGAGGAGAUGUUCAUCGAAGGGCGACAACUGAUCCGUUCAAAUGCGUGCGAUUCUGACGAAAGGGAUGAGAUCUCCCUUCAAAUGGAUUUAUUGAACGCCCGUUGGGAUCAGUUACGGAUAAAAGCCAUGGAUCGACAGCAACAGCUGAACGACUCGCUCAUGAGUUUACAACAAACACAAUUGGAUGCACUGCGCGAGUGGUUGACAUCGGCUGAGGUGAAGAUCUGUGACUUCUCUAACAUCGGCUCGAGUUUGUCUGCAGUGAAAGAGCAGCUCAAACAACACAAACAACUCAUGAAACAAGUGGAAGAGCAACAAGAAGUUGUGAACUUAGUGUCAAAUAUGGUUGUGAUUAAUGACGACAAUAAUAGUGAUAACGAUUUCGGAGCCCUCGAAGACCAAUUGGAAGCGUUGGCCGAACGUUGGCGUCAUGUCUGCCGUUUCGUUGAGGACACGGGAAGUAAUUUGCAUACAAUUUAUAAUUCAUGGAAAAUACUGAACGAAGAGGAGAGGAAAUUCAGUCAAUGGCUCACAAAACUGGACCGACGGCUGACUGAGAUGGAGGACGCGGCCAAUGAGACGACUCCCGGCUCUAAGUUUGUGUUGGAUUUAGUGAAGCGAUUGCAGCGAAUGGAGAACGAGAUGGAGUGCCAGCAGACAAACUCAUCCAAUCUGGCAGAUCAGGCGCAGAUACUGUUGGCCAAACUGAACCGGGGCAGUGACGCCGCCCUCGAGAUCACCCGCAAUCUGGAGCGUCUGACCCAAAACUGGGACGCGAUGUUGCAGCGAAUGGAGCAGUUGGGCGAAGCGCUCAACACUUUGAGUCAACCGGCGAGUAGCCGGUCGUCGACCUCUUCACAGGCGUCUUCGCCCGACAAGAAAGAGAUUUCGUCGUCAGAGACGUCAUCGACUGCGUCGACACCGACGACCAACGCUAAGAAGCGACGGCUCGACUCGUGGCGAAUCCAAGAGUGGCAGAAAGCACUCGACACCCUCUCCUCGUGGUUGGAAAGGGUUGAGGAGGCGCUCGGCAUAGACACUGAAGACGAUGAGGGAUCGCUUCUGUGGGAGUCGUUGGCCAUUGAGGAGCAACAGGUGCUCUUAGAGGACACGGAAGCCGAUGUGGAGAACAGGAAAACCGAAUUUGAACAAUUGAUAUCUCAGGGCAAACAGAUUGUCGAGGAUUUGGCAAACAUUGGCGAAGACUCGCAAACCAUCGAAGAAGUGGUUCAUACUAUACUCGAGCGCUGGAUAGAAGUGAACCAAACUAUGGAUGAGAGACAGAAAAGAGUGAACGCCUUCCUCGAAGUGAAUCGAAUACACAGCGAAUCCGAUGCCAUGACUCGAGUUCUGGAGACACAUCACAAAUGGUUGGAAUCGGCCGAAGAGUCUAUUAAUAAAACUGAAGAAUUGCCAAAACUUUUAGAUCAAAGCAAAUUACGUCUAAAGUCAAUGCAAUCGCAGAAAGAAAGAGUACAGAAGAUAACGGAAGACAUUCUCAGAUUAUGCGCUGAAAUUGCCUCGUCUUCUAACGAGUCCACUAUUAAUGACGUGAAAAGUUUCAUCUCUUAUUGGGACGAAACCAACAAAAAGAUUAUUAAUUUUAACAAACGUUUGAGGAGUGCUUCGUCGCAAAUCCAUAGUGUAGGCCACGAGGAGAUAGAUAGUGCCCCUAAGGAGCAAAAGGAGACACAAAGUGUUCAAAAGGAAGUGUCGAAAGAAGUGUCAAAAGAGCAGUUCCCUCCACGAUAUAUAGAGCUCUCGAAAUCAAUUGAAAAAUUGAUGGAAUGUCUGAACAAAACUAAUACAUCCAUUGAUUCAGAUUUUAUGGAUUCAAUCAACGAUACAAACGCUUUGGAGAAAGAGUUGAAAAAGUUUGAGGAAUUGAUUAAAACUGUUUGCUCUAAAGACACGAAUCUAAGGAAUAUAAACAAAGGCGUGAAAGAAGUGCUCGACUCGAAGGCCAUGUCCAAAGAGGUGAUGAGUUUGUUGUCCAAAUCUACCGAUGAGUUGAAUCUUAAGUGGGAUUCAGUGAACAAUAAAAUCAAGAGUAGAAUAGAGUUAAUAAACAAAUCGUUGCAAACAAUAAGUCUGUUGGAAGAGGAGAUCGUAAGUCUAGACAAAUGGAUGGAUGAGGUGGACGUCUUCCUCAAUGAGGACAUAGCCAUCGGAGAUCUGGAGACAUUGGAGCAACAGUUAGAGCAGUGCAACAAACUUCAGAAAGACAUCAAAAUCACGAUUCAGUCGUCCAUUGAUAACGUGAACAAGAAUGCGGUCGAAAUCACCAAGAAUUUCAAUCUGAGAAAUGUCUCGAAGUUUAAUGAAAUCAACGAGAAGUGGGAAAAGUUGAAGAAUGCGACCAUCGAUAAGAAUAAUAAAUUGAAAAUUGUUUUGCAAAACAGUAACGCUAUUCACGAAAUGCUGACAGAGUCUGAGGAUUAUGUGGUGAAAACCAAUGAUGAGGUGGGAAAUGUCACUCAAAUAACUGGUAAUGACUUUUAUGCCGCACUUAAUAAACUUAAGUACGUUUUGACUGAAAUAUCGGAUAAGAAGCGAGAGAUUAAGAUAAUUAAAGAGAAAUUGGAUGAAAUCAAUUUGAAUCAAUUGACUACCGGUUCGCUGGAGGAUCUCCGACAGAGAUAUAUUGCUAUUCAAAAUAGUUUAGAGAAAUUCGAGUCAAUAAUCAAUGAAACGAUUAAUGACGUGAAGAAAUCGCAAUCAAUGGCCGGAGAGAUAAAGCGACUGAUUAUGAAUGAAAACGAUUGGUUGGAUAGACUGGCGAAGAAGUUGAAGCGAUCGCCACAAUUGGCUGCGGACGCCGAGGAGAUAUCCGAAUGUCUUGAUGAUUUGGAAAACUAUAUCCGGAAUAAACCGAACGAUCGAAUGGAAAGGAUUCAAGAAAUAAGUAAAAUAUUGGCUGAAAGACAGAUGUCGUCCGAAUUGUUGGAGAAAGACGUCCAGAGAGUGGCUGAACGAUGGGAUAGUUUGAGUCGAGAGGCGAAAGAAAGACAAAAGGAGUUGGAGACCACUCAGAGUGAGUCACAACAGUGUGAAAGACAAUUGCUUUCGGUUUUGCGUUGGAUUCAAAGCGUGGAAUUUGAGCUCAAGAAUAGACUCGACAACGAAGUGUUGGCCGAAGACCUGCCCGAAGAAGUGGAUAAAAUGGAAAAGGAGUUCGACUCGUAUGCGAACACAUUGAGUGCCCUCAGGAGCUAUACAGACAAAUACCGUCUUCAGGAUAGAAAUGAAGCAGCGGUUCGUUUGGAGGAACAGACGGAACUGAUUCAGCAACGAUACGACGAACUGCUGAAUAACUUCAAGCAAUACAAGACUUCUGGCUCUGAGUCGAAAGUAAUGAAAGCGACCGCUGCAAUCACUCCGUGA
Molecule: messenger RNA, 3654 nt
Organism: Oppiella nova
Lineage: Eukaryota; Metazoa; Arthropoda; Arachnida; Sarcoptiformes; Oppiidae
Source: the annotation of a GenBank genome assembly